Chondrus crispus (carragheen) is the source of this 957-nucleotide messenger RNA. RefSeq lists its product as hypothetical. Gene Ontology annotation, cellular component: membrane. The coding region runs from base 1 to 627 and encodes 208 amino acids. The record is from RefSeq and is a predicted model, not a curated record. The transcript has 2 exons. Lineage: Eukaryota; Rhodophyta; Florideophyceae; Gigartinales; Gigartinaceae.
AUGCUCGUCGCAGGCGGCGUGCUAGUCGGCACUGGAAUAUGGCUCCAAGUGACUGACAACGCUGGCCCGCAUGACCUCGUGUACAACGACGACACCUUCUGGAAGUUUGUUCUCAACUUUGGUGUCGCGGGCAUGAUCGUCGGUGUCUUCCUCAUUGUCGCCGCCAUCUCUAGUCUCAUCGCCCUCUCGCGCAAAUGUGUCGGGUCGUGUUUCAAGGUCGUCUACGUUGUCAUGGCCCUCCUUAUUCUAGUUGUCCUCGUCUUUAUCACCGCGCUCUCCGCUGUUAUCCGCGCCAGAGGAAAUACGGAAGUCACGAGAGACUUUCUCGAAGAUGCAUGGCAGAGCACAGUCACUGCGGACCCCGAUCAGAUCUGCAGACUCGAGGAGUUUUAUAAAUGCCGUGGCUUCAAUGACAGUGAAUGCAAAGAGUGUAGUGUCCCCGGCGAUGUCACAGAUUGUUCUCCAACCGCUAAUUGUGCGCGGUGUGGGGUGGACACGUUUGCUGGUGUUGGGUGCUAUGAUGAAAUUGUAGCAAGUGUUUCAAACUUUUUCUUGCCCGUCGCUAUUAUUGGGGGAAUUCUUUCAGUUGUCAUCAUCAUUGAUAUCUUUAUGACUUGCGCGCUCUAGGGCCUGACAUGCCUAGAAAAACACUAAGGCAAAACACCAAAGCUAUUUCCGUCAGCCUGUGCUUGUCAUUUAUCGUGCUACUUUCCGCUGUUCGUCAUUCAAUCUAUCACCGCUGCCUGUUCCGGUAUCUAACAUAGAGGCACAACUUCAAAGUCAUGAAUCUAUUGCAUCUAGGAGAUCAAGCAUGGACAUCGUAAACCCGCGGUAUAGACUCGUUGAAGAUUGAAGGAAUGAUUGGAGCUCAUGUUUCAAUGAAAGGGGAACCACAACACACACUUUUCGAAAAGUCAGGUACAUGUGGUAUUAACAUAAAUUAGCAACCAAUCGUGA